Molecule: messenger RNA, 6941 nt
Organism: Amoebophrya sp. A25
Lineage: Eukaryota; Dinophyceae; Syndiniales; Amoebophryaceae
Source: the annotation of a GenBank genome assembly
CGGCUGCAUGGGAGGGGCACGCACAAGGAGCACCUACAACCGGGGACUGCGCGACUCAGGAACGUGGUCCUGGAGAACUGGAUGUCGACGCCGCAGGGUCGAGUAAUUCAGAGCAGGCAGACAUGAAAAGCGCGACAACAUCCGGGCCACUAGUCCUCACAUCCCAGCCGCGGGAAGAUUCGCGCAUGGAAAGUAAAUCUUCCUCGUCCCUCGAUGGUGCGACAUCUGAAGAAACAGCGGUGGCGUCUCCCGUUGAACAAAUUGAAAGUCGCGCUUUUCCCUCGUUACUCUACCGCUCUGCGAGUGCGGGGGACAUCAUGAAGGUACUCGAAACCUAAGUUUAUUUAUCUGCGACUGUGUUACGCAAGAAGAUCAAGGUCCAGCCAAGUCGUUCGGUGCUCCGAAUUCCUUGAGUCGAGUCGUUUGGUUCUUCUCUCUUGGUCUGUUGGUUCUCCGCUUGCGUUCGUUUUUCUCUCUCUGGCUGGUCGCCUCUCGUUGAAUGGUGGAAGUCAGUGCUGUGAUUGUCGUGGGGAUCAGGCUCAAGGCUCUGAAUACGAUGGCGACUACGAUCAUAGCGACCGGGGAUCCGUUUGAAGCACGGCAGACACUUGGCAGGAGAUGCCUUUUCUCCUUUGGGUAUCUCGAUGCGAUCAGGAUAUGAGAGGACAAACCCGCGGAAAGAGCUCACACCAAGACGCGCGGGGAAGCCUGGCGCGAGUUCUUAGCGUGUGCCAGGCCCGGCAAUAGUGCCCCACCGCUAUGGCGGUACCUCGCUUGCGAAGAGAGACGGCCGCACGUCGCACCUGAGGCAGGCGGCCGCCUCUUCCCUCCGCCGACCGGAUAACCAUAACGCCGGGCCCACCUCGAACCGCUCCGCGGCCACGCUCCCCGGAGGGUUACCGGGUGACAAUCUCUGACGGUGCCAAAACAGGGCGCCGCGCCGACGCGAAGGCGGAACAGUACGCGCAUAAAGCUGGUAAGGGCCGCGAGCUUCUCCCCGCCGGCUCCGUCGGGCCGUGGGCGAAAAUGCCAAGAAGGGCCAGCGCGCCAGCCAUGUCCCAGAGCGCCACACCAGCAAGGGAUAAAAGCGGAAGCAUGCAAGGGCGGCAAGGGGAAAGGCAACGCGUGGAACCCACCGGGGGGCGAACGACUUGCGCCGGGGCUGAUGUUGCGGGGGUGUCUGACUCCGUGCCACGUGCAAGGUGAGCGUGCGGAGGGCGCCGCAAACAGCACCGGGGGCCUUGUUGUGUUAUUGCCGCGGACGCUCCCUCUUAUGGUUACGGGCCCCAAGAUGGCGACGCCUGACUCCCUUGCUUCUGCCCAUUGCCUGGCAUGCCGCAAGCAAGGCGAGCGCCUGUCGUUCGCCUUAUCUAUGUGUCGCACGCAUCCCCGUCGGGUGAGAGUGAGAGCCAAGGGAUGAGCCCCGCGGCCGCCGGGUGGGAGUGGUCGCUUUUACGCCGAUGAUGGGGCCAGCCUGCUGAGGGGAGACCAUCGCUCGACUUUACCAAUGCGUGCCACUCUAUUGUAAUUGCCGGCAACUGACUUCAAAAUAUAUGACAAGACACAGGCUGUUUAAUGUAACGCCUCCACCAGCAUCACUCGGUAUGUAGUUAGACGAAUUGUGUAGACCUACUGCGAAAGUUGUUCUUGUCAUCUUGUGCAGCGUAGCACCCUGAUGUGAGAUUAUGAUGGCCUUGACAGCCUUCGAUACCGGUAAGGCAGUCGCUGCCACGACAGUCGUUAGACAAUAUAUUCCGACAACGGCCUUCACUGAAAAUUCUGCCGGAUUCGAAUCCCGCCGAGAGCUUGGUCAACCGAAAAAACAGAAGAGGAUCUCUGCAGCGAGGACGGAAAAGCAUUAUCAACUUAGGUACUCCAUUUUCAAUGUUUACGCACCUCCUCCACUAACACUUCAAUUUCACAAUAAAUUGUUUCGACGAGAUUAGUAGAUUCUCAACAAGUAUUACGACCGCAGUUGAGUGCGAUCUUUGUUUGUGCUACAGUGAGGAAGGAAAAAAAAGAGUAGCUUCUUAGCUGUGUCAGAUGUAAAGGAUGAAAUGAUGAAUUUGUAGGUGCGGUGGUUGAGUUUUCGCGAUUUUCUUUCGAGCAGCUGGAGAUCCGGGAUACUGACGACGAGUCCGUGUUUGGGCAGAACAACAGUACAAAUACCAUCGUCGGAAAAGUACCAAUCGGGCAAAGAUUUUACUUCCGCGCCUCGGACGCCACUGUGGACUGGCUGCGUCGGGUGUCGAACGUUCUCUUUGUUUGGAACUGCUUUUUCACAACCUUUUAUGUCAUGUUUUACCCGCUCCUUGUUGCAUCAGAUGGAGUGGCGGACACGAGCACCUACCCGCGCCGGGCGCUCGUCUGGGAUCAUCACUACUCAUCAUCUUCAUUAGCAAAUAAUGGGAGACUACGAGAAGAAAGGGAACUCGCAGACUCGGGAGAAACGAGCUCUACAACCAAUCAUGUUGUUCUACAAGACAAUUGGCUAGCAGAGCGGUCAAGAAGAGAUGCAGUGAGCAAUGCAUCGAAAAGUCCUUCUUCUAGAAAAGGUUUGAAGCGAGACGUGGGUGUUUUUCCAUCGUCGACUGCCCAAAGUCUAUCCCCUCCAAGAAGAAAUCUUCUCGCGGGUGCAGGAGCGUCGUCAAGGAAUCUCACAUUCUCCCACUCUCGUGCCCGCGAAGUUGUCGGGUCUCCGGCGACUCGAUCCAGCACUGAAAUACACGACCACUACCAGACAGAUGUCGAGGUCUCCAAAAUAAAUCUAGGACAGAGUGCAACAGGAGCAAAACAGCAUGAGACCACUAUGUCGAGAAGCGGGGCUGAAGACCUGCCACGUCGAAGACGUAGAUACGCAUCUAACUCUGGAAUUGAUCUUGACGCGCGUUUGCGAUUGCUUUCAUCAAAUUCCGGAUCGUCUUCGACCAGCAAAACAGACGCUGCAGUGGUCACGGUGUGCUUGGUGGAUUUGCUUGUUUUUGAACUUCUUUUCACUUUGAUCCACAUAAUUAUGCCGCUGCGGACGUCGGUGGUGCUGUACCAACAGGGGAAAGAGUACGUGGAAAUGCAGGACAUCAAUUAUGUGACUGGUGAUUUUUAUACGAGCAAGUUGCAAGAAUGUUUGCUGUAGAUCAGAUUACAAUCCGCUGUAACCAAGCUGUGAAAAUUGCGGGGACACGCACAGCUGACUAGAUCAUCAGUCAAAAAGGCGCGAUUUCUUUUUUCUUGCGGUAGUUCUAAUCAGGACGCCUGGUGCUUUCCCAGCAUGAGUACAAGUGGGACAUAUUUUCUAUGAGCAGCAGUUUCAUGUGGCUGUCGCUCGUUGCUGGUGGUGGGUGGGCACCGUUUCGCUUUCUGGGCCUUCUACGACUUUGCCGAUUUGAGUCUGUCAAGAAAUACAUGCGGGAUAAACAGGUACUUUUGAUGUGCAACUAUCGAACUCUUCUACUUCGUCACUUUUCUUUUUGUUCUUUCAGGCCACGAUUUUCGGAAUUCUCCAUUUUGAUUUCACAAGCGUUGAUGAAUAUAUAUUCUACGAGUAGGUUAUUUUUAGUAGCAUCAAUUCCUGGAGGACGGCAGACUUAUUGGAAAGACUUACUCGAAAGAACCCUAAAUCAACCCUAUUAUCCUGCGCAACUGUGUAAGUAAUUCUUAUUCACGACAGUGUAUGCCGGACGGGCGAGUAUUGUCUCCGUGGCGUAGUGGGCUUUUCAGCGCAAUGGAGCUUGCCUUGAUAAAUUUUUUUGCCGUUCACAUCUUCGCAGUGAUUUGGUUUAUGGUUGUUCAUCGUGCGGAUGGCCAAUAUGUAUUCGAGCUCGACACAGAGGAGACCGAUGUGAUUUAUGUCAAUUUUCUAGUUCUUGCUACUUAACCUUCGUAUGCAACAUCAUGACAUCAGGUGGCGGCUGGAUAUAAUCAUCGAACUGACGGAAAAAAUCGUAUCGAUAGCGAUUUCGACAUUUUUUUGCUUCAACAAUUGAAUACUGCCACUUGCUGACGUUCUAGGUUGUAAACUUGCAUUUUGUACUACUCUUUCCUCUACGGAUAAAUUCACUCUGCCCCUUGUUCAUAUUCCGACAUAUUACUUGCUGUCGUUACGAGACGCGGUUCUGCUGUUUUCGGCGUCGCCGCCAGCAAGCAUGACAGCCAGACAAGACAUGCCUCUAGUAGCGACGCAAGUCUUGCUGAAGCCCGUGGGCGCGCUGUGUCAAGCCGUGAUUUUCGCUGAGAUCGUGCUCAUCAAGCAGCGGAUGAAUAUUUUGAAGAGCAAGAUUCUCGAGCAGGUACCUACGGAAUCCCGUAAGUCGUCUACUGUCGGUGACAAAUCAUUUUCUGCGGAAAGAUUACGCCAAUCAUUUAAAUUUUGGAUUAUAUCUUGAUAAUGAUUGCGUUUUCGCGAGAGUAGUCUUAUUUUCCAGGAAUAAUGUUUUUACCGAUGUUGAUACUUCAGCAAACAACGAUCAAUGCUGCGAUGUCCGUGUUGCGAUUGCCCGAGAACUUGCGGCGUAGAAUAACCAUGUAUCACCAAUUUUUGGAGAUUCAGCACGAUGAGCAGGCCUGCAAGCUUUUGUACCACACUUCGUCUCGAGCCUUGGUGUUGGAGGUAAAGAUCUGUCUUUUCGCGCAGUUGAUCGAGAAGGCGCCACUGUUCUACGACCUGAAGCCGCACGGCGUGGGCGAGAUUAUUGAUUCAUUUCAGGAAGAGGUUUUCUCUCCUGGCGAUUUUAUAAUUCGUGAAGGCCAGAACGGGCGUGAGAUGUACUUUAUUCUCAAAGGGCAGUGUGACGUGUUGAUCAACACCAACAAGACCCUAGCUGCUUCUGGUGGUGCGCCUCCUCCUGGCACCGGGGGCAGUCAGAGCACUACGGCCCCAGCACCAGGUGGCGCGGUAAAGGGUGCAGGAGCAGGCAAGGACGGCAUGAAGUCGCCGCGAAGCUGUGGAGGGGACGUGGAAUCCAAAAAGGCUUCCAAAACCAGUAGUGCGGCAGGAAGCAGCAUACCGAAUCUGGCAUCGAUCAUAGCAGGCACGGGCACAGGCGGGAACAAAACGAUGAGCGCGACGAGCCUGCUGGCCGACGCAGUAGCCGGUCUCACUCGAGGGGCCGUUGGGCAGGGUGGAGGCGGAGGCGGCACCGCAACUAGCCCUACUGGAAAUAGAAGUCCUACUAUCAGCAGAGAAAACGCGAGCGCAGAGUCACUGGAAAGAACCGGGGCAGAGCCAGUACCAGCCGCCUUAGGAACGAACUUGCCUGGCAGCACGGUUACAAAUCUGCAUGGAGAGACGACGCCGCCACGACUUUUCAACGGCACAGCUUCGAUAAACACUCUACUGGGGUCCGCUAACACGACGUGUGGAGUGGCCGGCUCUUCACGAAAUAACGAGGGUUCACCACGCAGCCCUCCUGGCAGUAGCAACGGCGGUGCGUCGCCGGCCGAUCCGCUGUGUCUCGAACAAGACAGCUCCAGUUCGGAGGACGCAGGCGGCGACAGUGGAGCAUCCCCGCGCAGCCAGUCUCCUGGCGGGUCAAAAAAGAGUCGCAAAAAGCUAGUUGUCGUGGCGCAGAAACACGAGGGAGACUACUUUGGUGAGAUCGCGCUCGUCAAGAAGGGCGCGAAGCGCACAGCAUACAUUCGCGCACAAACCUACAGCGUGGUGGAAAAGCUGACAGAUGAAGUCUUCGUAGAUCUAAUUCAAAACAAGCAUCCACUUGCAUAUGAAAAAAUUGUGGCGCGCAUUGCGAAGUUUCACAACAUCCCGCACGAAUCGCCGGUGGCGAAUAGCAGGAAGAGCAGCCGUGCACCGUCGAAGGAUGCGCAGCGCAGAACGGGAGGGUCUAAGUAAAAGUAGUUGAUUACGUACUUCAUCUAACACGUUGUAAGACAUCAUUCUAGUCGUUGCUGCUUGUCAGUCUAUAGAAUACUCUAGCCAGCGUUGAUAAAUAUAAGUAUACGACCCUCUAGUUCUCCUAUUGAGAACAAGCAAAAUUAUAGAGGUCCCAGAUCUGUAUGAGCAUUUAGACUGAUGUUUUUUUCAUUCUGCCAAGCACCACGGCAAGCACACGGGUACUUGUGACUAGGGUUAUUCAAAACGCUGCAAAUCGAAUCAGCGUAGAGGUUACUCAAAACGUUUCAGAUUCAAUCAGGGUAGAAAAUUUACUAGUCGUAUUUUUUUCUUAAAGUUGUCAAAAUAUGGCGCUCCGCCUAUUCGUUAGUCAGGAUGAUUCGCUAUCGCUGACAUCAUAUAGACACAGACUCUGUUGUGGCAUGCAUAUUAAUCUUUUUUUCGAGUGUUAUUUUGGAUACAAAGUCCGGCUGUAGACACAUUAUCAAUCGGUGGUAGUUAAUUUGAGUGAUACUCACUUCCCAUCUUCGCUAUGCACCUUGUCUACAAAGUUGAGUACAGUAAGUCAAUCUAUUGUCGCUCAGUCACGCGAUGUCAGCAAGUUGCUUCUUUUUUGUUACCACAGUCAUGCACUCAAGUGAACAUGGGAUACAAAGACUUGCUAGUGCGGGAUAAUAUUAUCAACUUAGGUUUGGUGUGUGCAAGUCUGCACGCAUGCAGCAAGUGGUACACGACCCACUAGCGUCGCAAAAUAUAUGUAAAAUUGAUUUUUCCCACGAUCAAGUAAUUCUGCUUUUUUUGCAUCAAUUGUCAAUCGUACCCACUUCGGCUUGUCACGCGCUUUGGUAGUUGUUACAGAGCAUUAAAUUGCAGCCACCCAUAAGAAUGUAUGAGCAGCCAGCCAAGGGGGAGCGUUACCGAGCUUGGUGAAUCUGACGCAUGUUGAUGUAGCUCUGGUGCGUUAACGCUCUUUGCAUUCUGUGCUACUAUGCACGAAUCAGGUUAAUCCGGCAUCUUGCAAUGAAAUGAACAGAGUAAGUACUAGAAUCACACGGUCUGCGCAUAUCUUGCUAAUGCGGGAUCUACUUCAGCGAAG